This is a messenger RNA of Athene cunicularia (burrowing owl), 2584 nucleotides long. RefSeq names its product gigaxonin (gene GAN). Lineage: Eukaryota; Metazoa; Chordata; Aves; Strigiformes; Strigidae. Gene Ontology annotation, biological process: cytoskeleton organization. The record is from RefSeq and is a predicted model, not a curated record. Gene Ontology annotation, molecular function: protein binding. The transcript has 13 exons. Bases 1 to 1764 code for a protein of 587 amino acids.
AUGUCCGACUCAGGAAAAACAAAACUGAAUUAUAAUCCUCCAAAGGAUGAUGGCUCAACAUACAAGAUUGAACUUGAAGGGAUAUCUGUUGAUAUCAUGAAAGAGAUACUAGAUUACAUCUUCAGUGGGCAGAUCAGGCUAAAUGAAGAAACUAUCCAAGAUGUGGUACAGGCAGCUGAUCUCCUGCUGCUUACAGACUUAAAAACUCUCUGCUGUGAGUUUUUAGAAGGUUGCAUAGCUGCUGAGAACUGUAUUGGUAUUCGGGACUUUGCACUGCACUAUUGUUUGCAUCAUGUUCACUACCUUGCCUCAGAGUAUCUGGAAACUCACUUUCGAGAUGUCAGCAGCACAGAGGAAUUCUUGGAACUGACUCCUCAAAAACUGAAAGAAGUGCUGUCAAUGGAAAAGCUCAAUGUUGGAAACGAAAGAUACGUCUUUGAAGCAGUGAUUAGGUGGAUUUCUCAUGAUUCAGAAUCGAGAAAGGUUCACAUGAAGGAUGUCAUGUCAGCAGUGUGGGUUUCGGGCUUAGAUGCAGCAUAUUUACGUGAGCAGAUGAUGAGCGAACCGCUGGUACGGGAGAUCGUCAAAGAAUGCAACAAUAUUCCCCUCACGCCGCCGCAGCAGGGAGAGGCCAUGCUGGCCUCCUUCAAGCCCCGGGGUUACUCGGAGUGUAUAGUGACUGUCGGUGGAGAAGAACGAGUAUCACGGAAACCAACCUCAGUGAUGCGGUGUAUGUGUCCUCUUUAUGAUCCCAAUAGACAGCUCUGGAUUGAACUUGCUCCUAUGAGUAUUCCAAGGAUCAAUCAUGGAGUAUUGUCAGCAGAAGGAUUUUUAUUUGUGCUUGGUGGUCAGGAUGAAAACAAGGGAACACUAAGCUCUGGAGAGAAGUAUGAUCCAGAUACCAAUUCAUGGAGUUCCUUACCACCAAUGAAUGAGGCACGACAUAAUUUUGGUGUGGUAGAGAUUGAUGGAAUUCUGUAUAUCCUGGGAGGUGAGGACGGUGAAAGGGAGCUGAUCUCUAUGGAGAGCUAUGAUAUUUAUAGCAGGACCUGGACCAAGCAGCCAGACUUGACCAUGGUUAGGAAGAUUGGCUGCUAUGCAGCUAUGAAGAAGAAAAUCUAUGCAAUGGGCGGAGGCUCCUACGGAAAACUUUUUGAAUCUGUUGAGUGUUAUGACCCUAGGACUCAGCAGUGGACAGCAAUCUGUCCUCUGAAAGAGAGAAGAUUUGGGGCAGUAGCCUGUGGAGUUGCCUCUGAACUUUAUGUGUUUGGCGGAGUUAGGAGUCGUGAUGACAGUCAAGCCAGCGAGAUGGUGACAUGCAAAUCUGAAUUUUAUCAUGAUGAGUUUAAAAGGUGGAUUUAUCUAAAUGACCAGAACCUAUGUAUCCCAACGAGUUCUUCAUUUGUGUAUGGAGCUGUGCCCAUUGGAGCCAGCAUAUAUGUGAUUGGAGAUCUCGAUACAGGUACAAAUUAUGACUAUGUUAGAGAAUUUAAAAGAAGCACGGGAACUUGGCAGCGCACUAAGCCACUCUUUCCCUCGGACCUUCGCCGUACUGGCUGUGCAGCUUUGCGUAUCGCAAACUGCAAGCUCUUCCGACUGCAGCUUCAACAAGGAUUAUUCCGCAUUCGCUCUUGCUCCAAAUUUUCUUCUGAAUGCACUGCUGUUGCUGGUGGUCACUGGGAAGAGCUCCUGUGGGCUGGAGGAUGUCCACGCAAACUUGAUCUUUCUGUGCGCUGGCUUUUUGCGCGUCUCUGCAUCCUUUAACUCCACCCGGUACACGUGGGGAGAGUGCUUGAUGCAUGAUGAAAGGACUUUUUCAUCAAGCUUGUAAAACGUGUCAGCAGGUUCAAGAUCACCCGAACAUCUGUAAGCAAUCCUGUAGGUAGAACAUGCGUACCCCACUCCUGUGUGAGUGUUACUUGUGGCUGGAAGUCUGCUGCCUUGUCUGUGGGGAAAAGCCCCUGUUCCCAGCUACCUCAUUUUUUUUUUUUUCUUUGCACUUUGUCAAAUCUUUUUUUUUUUUUUUUUUUUUUGGUUUUGUUUUAAAUUGCAUUUUGUCCUUCAAUAAAAAAACCUAAAAGCAGACAAGAAGCGGGGCAGAAUGAUGCCGUUGUCCAAGGACAGUUUAAUUUCAUUUUAAAUGCAUGUUUCUGUACAAAAAGACCAAGGUUGACCUGCAGCUGCUGUAAAAAGUAAAUAAAAAUUCAUAUUACUUGAAAGUAACUAUUAUACUUGUAAAUGAGAGAAGCAAUUGAAAGACUGUCCUGACAAUUUUUAAAUAGGAAAAAAUCCGUUUAAAAAAAAUAGAAGUCUCUGCUCUUAUAAGGACAGAUCAGUUAGUUUUCUCUCUGCCUCUACUCUGCACUGUUUUGCCUGUGAACUUGAUCUGUUAUCUCAGUGGAGAGAUUCACUGAUUGUUCUGUAAUGUCUAAUCUGGAUUUUUAUUCCCAUGGAGUUUCUCCUCACCUACAGAGGAGAAACUGUCCAAAUAAAUACCCACCCUCUGUAUCUGAUUAUAUAUUUGCCCAUUUGUUUGAGCUCUUCAAGUAUGCAGGGGUUUGCUUAGCUUGAAGACUUUAAAAAA